UAGGACUGAGUGAGUGUUAUUCAAAUAGGACUGUGCGAGUGCUUGCACAGGAUUGGCUCGUCACUCUUCCGCCAUAGCCUAGUUAGUUAUAGCCUUGGAGGUUUUUUCUACUCUUAAAACAUGACAGACUAUACUAUGACACCUUUAGGGAUGUAAAUGUAUGAAGGUGUAUAUUCAUGUUUAGUGUAAUUGAUGGUAAAAUGGCACCAAACUUGUAAAAAGGUAAAAUUUUCAGGUCAAAUUCACCAAAACAGUGAAAAAGUGGGUAUUUGCGCCCUCUAGCGGUCAAGUAUGUGAAUUACAGCUGCAGUUCAUGAUUUUCACCGCCAGAGGGCGUAGUUUCCCCACAAAGAUAUGCUACGGUGACAACACUGCAGUUUGAAGAGCUGCUCUUCUCCGUGUCAACAUCAGGAGAUGAAACAACAACUAGCUGCCUUUAGCUCCAAAACAAGCUAACAGAGGUGUGAUCCAGCUCCCUGUCUCUGUGGACACUUAGAGGAAAGGUGUGUGGAGCCAGCAGGUCUGCAUGAAAGCAGCAGCAGCAGAAGCAGAGACUGACACACAGAUGGAGAAGUGAACACCACUGAUGGAAACCCAGAGGAAGAGCUCUGGGGAUGACGGGGAAGGAGAGCGAGGUCUGCUCCACACCUGGAAGGGCUACUCCUGCAGUGUCACCCCGGAGAGGGUGCUCCUCCCCCGGCCUGUCAUUCAGGUCGCCUUAGGCACCCGACAUGGAGUUCUUCUGGUGGAAGGUGGACAGGUGUUCAGUUUUGGGGAGCUGCCAUGGAAGCAGAGUCAACUGACCGAGCCGGAUAAACCCGCUCUAGAGAACGCGCUCAGUGGCCAGCGGGUGGUCUCCAUCGCAGCUGGAAGCUUCCACAGCGGCGCUGUGACAGAGGAUGGCGGCGUCCACAUGUGGGGGGACAACAGCUCAGGUCAGUGUGGCCUGUCCAGCCUCAGCACCGUCCCUAACCCGACCCCCGUUGCUCUGCUGGACUCUGAUACCAAUCCCCAGCAGACGGUGCCGGUCCUGGAGCUGGCUUGUGGGGAGCAGCACACCCUGGCUCUGUCAGUGCAGAGGGAGGUUUGGGCGUGGGGCAGUGGCUGCCAACUCGGCCUCAACGCCACCGUCUCCCCGGUGUGGAAGCCACAGAAGGUUGAACACUUAGCAGGCAGGUAUGUGCUACAAGUGGCCUGCGGGGCUUCACACAGCCUCGCACUAGUGCGCUGCCUCGGCCCUCAAGACCUACAGAGGCCCCAUGUGGACAAAUGCAGACAGUGUAACCAGCUGCUGUACACGAUGACGGACAAAGAGGACCACGUCAUCAUCUCUGACGGACAUUACUGCCCCCUCGGUGUAGAGCUCACUGAGGACCAGGGCCGGCUGGAAACGCCGGCUCUGAUACAAAUCCUCAGAACGUCCCCGUCUGAGCCGGUCCUCCCCUCCCAAACCUCCACCUCAAAUUCAGGGACCCCUGGACCUUAUAAAGGCGCUGACUCCUCCUCUGAUACCACUCAGGAGACAGAGGAACCAAGUUUGGCUAAUGGGGCUCUUCCAGCCUCAGACUUAAACUCCUCGGCUCAAGUUGGUGGUGUUCCGGGGGUCAAGAAUUCUCCAUACCCAGAUGAGCAGGCGGUCAAAGACUACCUGAAGAAACUUUCAGACAACACGCAGACUGACCAGACCUCCAAAACAACCUCUGGAGGUCUACACACUUUGCUGCCCUCAGCAGGAGGUCUCACUUCCUCCACUCCUGGCUCUGCGCUCAACAAUCUCGUUGCCUCCUGCGCCUCAGCUGUGGGCGAACGUGUCGCAUCCACCUAUGAGGCUCUGUCCCUCAAGAAGAUGAUGAACUACCUGCCCGCUGGAGUGGCGAGGCCAGGCGGGACCGCGGGACUCACAGGUGAUAACAGCACAGAUCGAGUCCGCAUGGAGGAGUCCACACAGGCCAAGAAGAGCUCCAGCACCGGAGACAUCCGUGAGGAGGAGGCAGAGGGUCUGCGGCGCCGCCUCUCGCUCCCAGGACUCCUCUCACAGGUCUCCCCUCGGUUGCUGAGGAAAGCCGGUCGUCCAAGGAUGCGUGCCGUCGCCCUCACUCCGCUGGGAGGAGCGGUACCUGAGGCCCAGGAUGUGUUCCCCACCCUGCAGACGGAGGUAUGGAGCUGGGGACACAGUGAGCAAGGACAGCUGGGACAUGGAGACAAUCUGUCCAGGUUACAGCCGCUGUGCAUCAAGAGUCUGAACAAUAAAGAGGUGGUGCGGGUGGCUGCUGGUGCGCACCACUCCCUGGCUGUGACUGCUCAGUCUCAGGUGUUCUCGUGGGGCAGUAACAGCUGUGGUCAGCUUGGGCACAUGGAGUCGCCCAGCACUAUCCCCCGCAUUGCAAAAAUGUCAGAAGGGAUCCGGGUCUGGGAUGUGAGUGCAGGAGAGAGACACACGGUCCUGCUGGCGGACGGAGAUUGCAUCCAGCCCAUCAUUUACUACAGCGGGCAGCAGGUGAAGGAGGGAGAGGAGGAGAGCCACGCCAAGGAGGAGGAAGGGGAGGAGGAGGAGGAGAGGCAGCGAGCGGGGGGCUACACCCAGCAGCCUGUACUGCUCCCCUUCUGUAUGAACCUGCGUUAUGUUAGCAAUGUAUUUGCUGGGGGACAGCGCUGCGUGGCGCUCUCAGACAGGAACGUGAUGGGCUUCAUUGCCAGCCUCCAUGAGCUCGCCUCAGCCGAGAGGAAGUUCUACUGCAAGCUGUGCAACAUCAAGACGCAGAUCAUACGCCCCCUGCUGGAGCUCGAGUCUCUGAGUUCAGCCCUUGGUCAGGUGUCCCUUGGGCUCCUGCAGACUCUUGCAGGCAGGUUUAGCCUCCUGUGUCACCUGACCGGGCAGCAUGCCGCGAGCCUUACUGCCAACCUGCGCCGCGGCCGAGACGUCAAGAGCCUGCUCGUUCUUGACAAUGUGGACAUCUUCCUGGACUCUUACACCGAGUACUGCAGCGUGUUGGGAAACUUCCAGGUGAUGGGGGGUUUCCUGAGUCUGACCAAACCCUCACUAGAUUUCUUCGGUAAGACUCCAGAGCUGCUUCAGAAGCUGUCAGAGUGCAGUGAGGAGAACCCCGCCAUGUCUGACCUCCUGGUGGGGCUCUUCUACCUCCCAAUGCGCCACCUUCACGAAUAUGGACGGCUGCUGCUGAAACUGGCAACCUGCUUUGAAGUGUGCUCAAAUGAUUACAAGAAGCUGCAGGAAAGCUGCUCCAAAUUUGAAGCUCUGGUGCUCAAGCUCAAGCGAAGACGAAAAGAAGCGGACUACACCAUUAACUUCUGGAAGAACUUCCCCGGCAAAAUGACGGAAUCCCUGAGGAAGCCUCAACGCAGGCUCAUCUGCGAGAGCAGCAACAAAGCUCUGACCCUGCAGAACGCCGGCAGGUUCUCCGUCAACUGGUUCAUCCUCUUCAGCGACGCUCUGGUCCACGCACAGGGCGUGGCGCCUGUUAAAAGUCUUUUCUCCACCCAUCACGUCUUCCCUUUGGCCACGCUGUGGGUGGAGCCGAUCCCGGAGGAGAACACUGGCAUAUAUGGACUGAAGGUGAUUACACCAGAGGAGACAUUCACCCUGCUGGCUUCCUCUCCCAUGGAGAAGGCUAAGUGGCUUCGCUCCAUCAACCAGGCGGUGGACCAGGCGCUGUGUGGAGCGGGGCAGGACACGGCAUCAAUCAGCUCAGGGUCGGGGCAGAAGUUGGAGCCUCCAAUCUCCAGGACGGCCUCUUACACUUUUUAUAAAGACGGACGGCUGAAAGACGCAAAGUAUGAAGGACGCUGGCUCGCCGGGAAGCCGAACGGCAGGGGAGUGUUGAAAUGGCCUGAUGGGAGAAUUUACACAGGGUCCUUCAAGAACGGACUGGAGGACGGAUUUGGUGAAUUUGUUGCUACCAAUAAGACGCUCAACAAAAAUGAUCACUACCAGGGUCACUGGAAAGAUGGCAAGAUGCACGGCCCGGGUACAUACAGUUACGCCAGCGGUGAAGUUUACGAGGGAUCCUUCCAGGAUGGCCUGCGACACGGUCACGGCAUGUUGCGCAGUGGGAAGCUCAACACCUCCUCCCCCAGUGUCUUCAUAGGCCAGUGGCUGCAAGACAAAAAGGCCGGAUAUGGAGUCUUUGAUGAUAUCACAAAAGGAGAGAAGUACAUGGGAAUGUGGCAGGACAACCAGCGUCAGGGCACCGGGGUUGUUGUCACUCAGUUUGGCCUUUACUACGAAGGAGCCUUUAAAGAUCAUAAGAUGAUGGGAUCUGGGAUCCUCCUGUCGGAGGACGACACCACGUAUGAGGGGGAUUUCUCUGACGACUGGACCCUCAAUGGAAAGGGUGUUCUCACCAUGCCAAACGGAGACUACCUGGAGGGCUCUUUUAGUGGUGAAUGGGGCUCUGGACUCAAAGUGUCAGGGUCCUACUUCAAACCACACCUAUUUGACAGCGACAAGGACAAGAGCCGGGCCGUGAAGCUUGGCCGCCUGUGUGUGUGUGCAGAGGACAAGUGGCAGGCAGUGUUUGAGGAGUGUUGGAGCCAGCUGGGCUGCGAGGCGCCGGAUCAAGGAGAAAACUGGAAGGCUUGGGAGAACAUCGCCGUGGCCCUCACCACCAGCCGACAACACAUCCUGGACAGUCCUGAGGUGAUGUCACGAAGUCACAGCCGAACCCUGGAGAGCCUGGAGUUUAUCCCACAGCAUGUAGGACCGAUCACCAUGGAGCGAUAUCACUCCAUCCGCCUGUACCUCAUCAAGGCGUGUGACACCCCCCUCCACCCGUGUGGACGGCUGGUGGAGACCUUGGUAGCGGUCUACAGGAUGGCCUACGUGGGCGUUGGAGCGAAUCGUCGACUGCUGCCUCAGGCUGUCAACGAGAUCAAGUCUUACCUCAAUCGCAUCUACCAGAUUGUCAGGUUUCUCUUCCCUGACCUGCCAGAAGAGGGCGGCCUCAUUCCAGAGCCGACCAUCAACCUCAAGGACAAGACGGAUCCUGACUCGACUGAUGCCCAGCCAGAGUCACCGAAACCUGGUCGUGUGGUGAGCAGUUCAGGUCUGCUGCUUCCCGUCCUGCUGCCUCGUCUCUACCCGCCACUCUUCACGCUCUACGCUCUGGACAAGGAGAGAGAGGACGAUAUCUACUGGGAGUGCGUCCUCCGCCUCAACAAGCAGCCUGACCUCGCUCUGCUCGCCUUCCUGGGAGUUCAGCAAAAGUUUUGGCCCGUUUCCUUUCCUGUGUCCUUGCCCGUGCUGGGGGAGAAACAGCAGGUUCUGUCCAGCACCAAGGACGCCUGCUUCGCCUCUGCAGUUGAAACAUUACAACAGAUCAGCACAACAUUCACGCCAUCAGACAAGCUGCAGGUGAUCCAGCUCACCUUUGAGGAGAUCACCAAAGAGGUUCAGUCUCUUCUGAAGCAGGACUUCUUGUGGUCGAUGGACGAGCUUUUCCCCGUCUUCCUCUAUGUGGUGCUGCGUGCACGAAUCAGAAACCUGGGGUCAGAGGUCAGCCUGAUCGAAGACCUGAUGGAUCCCUGCGUUCAGCACGGAGAGCACGGCAUCAUGUUCACCACGCUGAAGGCUUGUUACUACCAGAUCCAGCAUGAGAAGAUCACGUAGUCCCAGCAGCGUGUCUCUGUUCCCUCUGUGCAUCUUUAAACCCUCCCACCACAGCCAAUCACAGGGCCGGGAUCAGCCGAGGUGAUGGAUGUGUGUAGCACCCAAUAGGAAGCAGAGGAUCAUACCCGCAGGUUGCAGACAGCUCCAUCUGCUACUGUUAUGGAGACGGGACCACCUCCCCCUCCCUCACACACACACAUACACACAUACUUUGUUUUGCCCUUUAGUGACCUCUGCCGGCUGCUUAAUGGAUCAUUAAGGUAUAAAUGUGAAUAAGUGUCGGUGUUAUACCGGCAGAGAUGAGCCACUUCAAACCGUCCAGUGAAAACUGACAUGACUUCUUGCAGGGAAAACUUGACGUUGGGAUUUUGUUACCUGUGAAGAAUUCAGCUUCAUACUUGAGUUCAUUUUGUGCCAAUGAGAGCAGUUUUGUUCUCUGGAGAUACCGGACCUCAUUUUGAUUAUAUUUUUCAGUAUGAAACAGAAAUAUUUAGCAGAUCUAAGCCAUCGUUCACAGAAGAAGAAAACUAACCUUUUUUAACCCUCAGUGUUUUGGAUUCUUGUCAUUCACCUGACAUUCACCUGACCAGAAUUGACUCCUGAAAGUAUUGUUGCUUUCUGAAACUGACAGACUGUUUACAGCCAUACUAAGCUGACUUUUCUUUUUUGUUCAAACAGUAUUUUCUGGUUUUACAAGAGAAAAAAACUAACAAGAUGAAGGAAAGCUGGUUUGUUAAGAAAACAUACACUUAAGUCCCCCACUCCAAUGAAGAGCAGUUCACAGAGCCAGAACCACAGCGGCUAAUUUACAGCCAGGUUUUAUACUGUAUUUAUGCAAAGACAAAGCAUGUGCAGCAUGCUGUUGGUGAAUGUAAACUGACACGGCUAAAUGAUGUUGAUAUUUCUCUUUCACCAGCUCGAACACAUUGAAAUCUAGUCAUUUGUUAGAUUACCUGGACCUCACACAAAGUUUGGCAGUCACCCAGCUGUUCACACUUCUUUUCAAAUUUAAGAAUUAGCAUCACACUGACAGUUUCAUCACCUUGACUUAUUUGUAAAGCUGAACACUUAACGGUUAUGGUUGCAAAUGUUUUUGAGCACUUUGACUGUUAACACUUGACAACAGAAACCAAGACAAAGAUUAAUUUAAAGCAUUCUUCUGCAGAACCAGACUGAAAAAUAUCAGAGUGUAGACCACCCUUAUCCACAGAGAUAUUGGACCGAAAGACAAUUUGCAGAUUUGAAGCUCUUAAAAAAUGUAAAAUGAUAAUUAUUAAAGGUUAAAUGUUUCUGUUUCAGCUGCAGGUGGAGAUCCAGCAGGCGCUCAGAUUAAUGCAAACAGUUUUUAUAAAUGUGGGUGAUGUUCAAAGCCGAUUCUCUGCGCCAUCUGUUAAUACUAACUGUUCUUUUUAAACCAUUUACAGCCCCGACUGUUAGACAUUGUUGCUUAUUUGAGAUUUGCGUCACACAUGCCAGUUUAUAAAAGGGCUUAGAGGGGAUUCAGAGGAUGACUGAGCCCUUUUUUUUUUUUUUUUUUAAUAUCAUCGCUUUUGUCAUCUCAGAUGGUUUAACAAUGGAGAAGCCCGUAGAUCAGAGGACUAAAUUUAGGUGGAGCUGCUGGAUUCUGAAAAUCAAUCCACUGGAUAUCAGUGUUCGAACUGCCUGAGAUCAGGUCCAAAAUUCAAAGCUUCAUUCAAACAUUCAAAUGUUCUUAUUGGUAGAUGUUGGGGAAAUGCCACAUGCAGCAAUAAUGAAAUCAGAAAUUAAACAAAGCAUCAAACUUUUAUAACGCACGUAUAACUUUACACAUUAUAUCCUCAAGAGUUACCCUGACCCUCAGCUCUCUGUGUGUUUGAUUCAGAAAUAUCUUUUGUGAAUUAGUUUAUUUUGCAUCUUUUGCAGGCCAAGGACUCAGACUCUCUUAUUUGCUUCACAUCUUCCUCUGUCAACGUCCUUUGCGUUUGUUUGUCUUUGCAAUCACCUGUACGGAAAAUAUCAACAUUUUACUGCCAUUAGAGGAAGUGUGUCUCUUUAAGCUUUCUGCAAAAAAUCUAUACUGUAAAGUCUUGCAUACUUUUUGCAGGAAAAAGUACACCUUAACACCGUUUUUACUCAUGCAGAAAGCUCACACUCUCAUCAUAAAGAAUUCAGUGUUCCUUGAAAUUAUUUGGAAGUGUUUUUGUCAAGAAAGAGAGAUGCAUUAUGUUGCUUAAAAAAGACUGUGACUGCUGAGAAGUGCAGCAGGCCUUACAUUCACAAAAACGGUAUAAACAUUCCCUUACUCUUGGAAAGGAAGUGUUAUUUGACUGAAAGGCCCUGUUUCCUGUUUUGCUAUUUCAUGUCACUAAUUCAACUCUUAACACAACAUAUAGGCUUAUUUUUGUUUGCUAGUCCACAACCAAACUGUGCAGAACGACACAUUUAAUGUGAUGGUUUUACAUGAAGUGCUGUUAAACCCAAACUGAAACCUCUGUAUAAACUGAAGUAAACACUCAUAAGCUCACGUUCGGUUCAUGAUGUAAACCUGUUGACACACUACUGUUUGCUCUAUAAUGAAAACAGCUCACACAGGUUAGACUGAUGCAUUGUGUAUAAAGGUAACUGUUCUGUUGAUGAGCUUUGGUGAUUACUAGUUGACGUUUUUUGUGUUUCAGCUGGCUGACAUGACCCCCUCCUCCUGUGUGUCUUUUACAUGAUGUCAGAUGUAUUGUACCUUUUAGAAAUAACACAGGGCAAUAAAUGCAUUCGAUGGAUAUUG
This is a messenger RNA of Notolabrus celidotus (New Zealand spotty), 8384 nucleotides long. It is a transcript of the gene als2b, whose product is annotated as alsin Rho guanine nucleotide exchange factor ALS2 b. The record is from RefSeq and is a predicted model, not a curated record. NCBI's taxonomy places the organism in Eukaryota, Metazoa, Chordata, Actinopteri, Labriformes, Labridae. Gene Ontology annotation, molecular function: guanyl-nucleotide exchange factor activity. Bases 587 to 5626 code for a protein of 1679 amino acids. The transcript has 36 exons.